This is a messenger RNA of Antechinus flavipes (yellow-footed antechinus), 2970 nucleotides long. RefSeq names its product fyn related Src family tyrosine kinase (gene FRK). Gene Ontology annotation, biological process: protein phosphorylation; innate immune response; cell surface receptor protein tyrosine kinase signaling pathway. Lineage: Eukaryota; Metazoa; Chordata; Mammalia; Dasyuromorphia; Dasyuridae. The record is from RefSeq and is a predicted model, not a curated record. Bases 859 to 2412 code for a protein of 517 amino acids. Gene Ontology annotation, cellular component: extrinsic component of cytoplasmic side of plasma membrane. The transcript is spliced from 8 exons. Gene Ontology annotation, molecular function: signaling receptor binding; ATP binding; non-membrane spanning protein tyrosine kinase activity.
UUUUUUUUUUUGGUGGGUCAGGGUUGGGGAGAAACACCAUGGCACUCAGCAGAGUUUCCAUACUGGCAUCCAAUGUGGCAAGGGAGAAAUCAUGUAUGGCUGGGAAUGAAGCGAGAUUACUCUUUGGCCGGAGCAGCCCGAGCAGGUCAGCUCCCUGGUGAGGGCGCCUAACUUCUACUCAGGACUGGGAGAAGGGAGGGCUGAAGAGAAUGGGAAUCCCUUUCAGGAGGAAGACAAAAGCAAACCAGGAAGUAAAGGGAAAUUAUUUCAGUCUGUACAUAGCUCAGGAUGUUGAAGGCAACCAGCUCAGAAGGCUGGUUAUUCAUUAGCAAGGAGGAAGAAGCUGCGGGGGGUCAGGGCUGGUCAAGCUCCAGAAGCCGACUUGAAACUGGGGAGGAGAUUCUGGCAAUACCAGGGCCCUAAGAAGACCUAGGAAGAUUUACCUGGAGUUACCCUUUCCCGCUGCUUAACUUUUCUUUAGGAUGAAAGCAAGAUGACUCUCCUUAGAUGCUGGCAUUUGCCUAACUAAGCUCUUAUUGCCUUCCUGGACUCAGAAGAAAAAAGCCAUUCCCUCAGGGAGGAGAGAGGGUUUGCCCGUCACUUGCUUCCCAUACUGGGGUAGCCAGCAGCUGCUAUUACAGAAAAGCAGAGUUUCUCUGGGGAAAGUUUCUACCGGCUGGCCAGAAGUUGUGUUAGGGAAACCUAACCAAGCAUGGAAAGCUGGUGUUGAUUUUCACUGUGCCUGGCGUGGGCAGGGAAAGUGGAUCAGAGAGAUUUGAGAGGGGGAGGAAAAUCUCUCCCCCCUGGCCCUUAUCCCCAGUGGGGGAACAAAAAAAGCAAGGCAACAGGUUCCAAAUCAUGGGGAACUUAUGUCUGAAAUACUGCACUUAUUUGGAGCCCUGCCUUCCCUGUUUAUUCCAGGAAGUGGAUAAACCUGUUGUGAUUGAAAAUCCACAUGCCGUCUCCCCAUCCACCCCUCCAUGCCAGAGACAGACCCCCGAGUCAGAAAGGGGUCAUGGCCACUAUUUUGUGGCCUUGUUUGAUUAUCAGGCCCGGACGGCAGAAGAUCUGAGCUUCCGAGCUGGAGACAAACUUCAGGUCCUGGAUUCUUCUCAUGAGGGCUGGUGGUUUGCCAGGCAUUUGGAGAAGAGGGUAGAUGGCCCUGGGCAGCAGCUCCAGGGUUAUAUUCCUUCUAACUAUGUGGCUGAGGAUCAGAGCAUCCAGGCUGAGCCGUGGUUCUUUGGUUCAAUCAAGCGAGCAGAUGCAGAAAAACAACUCCUAUACCCAGGAAACCAGAAUGGUGCCUUCCUAAUUAGAGAAAGUGAAACUCAGAAAGGAGACUUCUCUCUUUCAGUUUUAGAUAACAAAAUUGUGAAGCAUUACCGAGUGAGAAGACUUGAUGAGGGAGGCUUUUUCCUUACACGGAGAAGAACUUUUGAUACCUUGAAUGCUUUUGUGGACUACUACACCAAGACGAGUGAUGGCCUCUGUGUCAAACUUGGAAAACCAUGCUUAAAGAAAGAAGUCCCAACUACUUUUGAUUUGUCAUAUAAGACUGUGGACCAAUGGGAAAUAGAUCGAAACUCUCUGCAACUUCUGAAAAUAUUAGGAUCUGGCCAGUUUGGUGAGGUGUGGGAAGGUUUAUGGAAUAAUACCACUCCAGUAGCAGUCAAAACAUUAAAACCAGGUUCAAUGGAUCCAAAGGACUUCCUAAGGGAGGCACAGAUAAUGAAGAACCUGAGACAUCCCAAGCUUAUCCAGCUUUAUGCUGUUUGCACUUUAGAGGAUCCAAUUUAUAUUAUUACAGAACUGAUGAGACAUGGAAGUCUGCAAGUCUAUCUCCAAAAUGAUGCUGGGUCCAAAAUCCAUCUGCCUCAACAGCUAGAUAUGGCAGCUCAAGUUGCCUCAGGAAUGGCUUAUCUAGAAUCGCAGAAUUACAUCCACAGAGAUCUGGCUGCCAGAAAUGUCCUUGUUGGUGAACAUAAUGUUUACAAAGUUGCAGACUUUGGACUUGCAAGAGUUUUUAAGGUAGAAAAUGAAGACAUCUAUGAAUCAAAACCAGAAAUAAAACUUCCAGUGAAAUGGACAGCACCUGAAGCCAUUCGAUCCCACAAAUUCAGCAUUAAGUCUGAUGUAUGGUCUUUUGGGAUACUUCUUUAUGAAAUUAUUACUUAUGGCAAGAUGCCUUAUCCAGGUAUGACUGGGAUGCAGGUAAUCCAGAAGUUGGAUCAAAACUAUAGACUUCCUCAACCAGAUAACUGUCCAUUGGAACUCUACAACAUCAUGUUGCAAUGCUGGAAUGUGGAACCCAAAGAUAGGCCAACAUUUGAAUCACUGCACUUGAGUCUUGAAGAUUAUUAUUAUGAAUUAGAUUCUUCCUCUUACUUGGAUACAAAUCAUUUUGUUAGAUGAAAUUGGAUAUGGGGCAAUGGAUGUUCAUGAAAGAAUAAAAAAGUGACUGGUUCAGAAACACAACCCAGCUAUUAACUGUGAAAUCAACUUAGUUUUGAAAUCUGGAAGGAAAAAUGUUCCAAUUUGGGAUACUUUGACCGUGUACUAUAGAAAUCAUUAUAUCUACAUUUCCUUGUUUGGACAACACUGAAGGACAGUGCAAAAAUAAUACCCCCAACAGCUACCUGCCUGGAAAGAAUAAAUAAACUAAAAACAAGCUCUUUCCCUCUUCCCCUUCUCAUUUUGAAGCUAUUUCUAUUUAUUGGUUGAAAUACUGAUCAUAAGAAUCAACAUGGUCGAUUUUUACUCUCUUAUCUGUGGCAGUAUUUUCCUGUUUGCUGAUUAGUGUGGUUAUUCAUUAUUCCUCAGUUUGCUGAAUCUCAUCCGGCUGUUAUUAUGAAGGAAUAUGAUUGCUUUGCUGCACAGCAGGACCUGUGCUUUGAGAUUUCCCCCCUCUUCUCUUUUAAAAUAUCCUGUAACUACAAUGAUAGUAAAGCCAUAUUAAAUGUCUUGAUUGUA